Molecule: messenger RNA, 1141 nt
Organism: Caenorhabditis angaria
Lineage: Eukaryota; Metazoa; Nematoda; Chromadorea; Rhabditida; Rhabditidae
Source: the annotation of a GenBank genome assembly
AUGUCUAGCAAAAACUGUUCUUCAGUGAAUUAUUCCUAUUUCGAAACUCCACAAUUUCUCCGGAAUUUUCUAUUUUCUGUAACUUUUCUAUCAUUUCCAAUUUAUUUGGUUGGAUUUUAUUGUAUUUUAUGCAAGACUCCGGCGAAAAGUAAUGGCUUGAAGUGGUGUUUAUUGAUUUCGGCUACAUGGUGAGAUUUGAAUGGGCUUGAUUUUAGGAAACAUUUGAGAUCAGCGACCCCCAUUUGCAGGUUCGCAUCUCAAGAUCUCAUCCUAAACAUCCUAGUUAUCCCCUUUGUCUUAUUACCAAUGUAUGCUGGAUGCCCUUUAGGAUUUUUGACCGAAUUCUUCAAUGUAUCAAUAAUCACCCAAGCUUAUUUAGUUGUUCUUGUCGUUGUUGGUAAGGAUUCAAAUUUUAAAAAACAACAAUAAUAUAGUCUUAUUUAUUCCGUAGGUGUAUGUUCUUCAAUAGUUUGUCUCCUCGAGAAUCAAUACCACAACAUAAAACGAAUAAAAAUUAAACAACGUUGGAUUCAAGCUGCAUUAUAUCUUUUCAAUUUAGCAGUCUCUUUAACAUUUCUCAAUUUAAUAGUUCUAAAUAUACCUUAUCAACCAUCAGCACUUUCAAUUGUAUUUCAAGUUCUUCCAUGUCUUCCUCAACAUAUUUAUAAUAUGCCGAUAUUUGUGCUAACUUUACAUUUGGAAAUCACCUCAUUUAUAAUGAUGUUUUUGAUUGCUAGUGUGUUUUUGGAAUUUAUCGUUUUAUUUUCAUCAACUUAUUAUCAAUUAUUUAUGAUUGGUAGUGUUACAAUGAGUAAGAAUACUAGAAAAUAUCAAAAAUCCGUGUUCAUCGAUGUUUCGAUUCAAAAUUCGAUUCCUGUUGUUGUCAUUCUUCUUCCAGUCUCAUAUUUGGUUUAUUCCUGUCUCAACUCUUAUCACAAUCAAUGUCAGUUUUUCCAUUUUUUACCAACAAAAAGUUUUGUUUUUUCUUGCAGUGUAUAAUAAUCUGGUGCUAAUUUUGAUGAGUUGCCAUGGUGUUAUUUCCGUGUCUACUAUGAUCAUCCUUCACAAACCUUAUCGAGAAUUUCUGUUUUGCAAGAAGAAAGUGAUCAAUUCUGUGAGGACUGUCUCGUAUCGAGCAUAA